AUGGUUUGCGGAGACAUCUUGAAGAUCAUCAUUGCAAUCCUUUUACCACCUUUGGGUGUGUUUCUUGAGGUGGGAUGCUCAGGUGCCUUUUUCUUGAACAUUCUUUUGACUCUUCUUGGAUAUAUUCCAGGUAUUAUCCACGCGCUCUACAUCAUAUUAACGAGAUAG
Molecule: messenger RNA, 168 nt
Organism: Metschnikowia bicuspidata var. bicuspidata NRRL YB-4993
Lineage: Eukaryota; Fungi; Ascomycota; Pichiomycetes; Serinales; Metschnikowiaceae
Exons: 1
Coding region: 1-168 (55 amino acids)
Cellular component (GO): membrane
Source: RefSeq, a predicted model, not a curated record